AGUUCUUGGGUGGUGAUAUGGGCCAUAAUAUGGAUACCACUAUAAUUAAAAUUGCCUACGCUACUAAUGGGUGGAAGCUGAAUAGUGCUUCCCAUACUUAUCAAGUAAACCUACAGUCGCCUUAGGCCAGAACAUAAAAAAAAGAGAGAAAAUAAAAUUGGGCCAUUACUUCAACUACAAAGUAAACAAUGAUCAAAGUGCCAUAUUAUAUACCAACAAGUAACCCAAUCAUAAACUGCAAAGGGUUAACUUAAAACAUAAUAAUAACAUCAAUAUUUAAUAAUGCAGUGUAAAAAUUUUGGGUAUAAUUCUACAACAUCGUUCAGUAUCAUGUUUGUGAUCAAAAAGGUCCUCCAUGCAAUCCAGAUUAAAGUAGUGUCCAAUAUCAAUACAAACGGAACAAACCUCCACCACAUGCCUUUCAGUCUGCACAGCUCCACACACACAGAGCCGCUCCUCUAUGGGCAAACAUCCUCGCCUCACCUGUUCCACCGCCCGCUCUCUAUCGCCAGGCUAUGCCCAGACACACCAAAACGAGUUAUUCACAUUCUAAUGCGGUCAUUGAUGGUGAGGCGGUCUCUAUACACACUGGAGCGCUAAGGUGGGGUUAUAUGGUGCGGUACACAGGGUAUCGCGACCCAGUAGAAGCAGCGACAUGCCCAGCAUAAGUUGCUGCAUACAAGGUACAACUGUGUUAAUAUAGCCCCUUAUUGUUGUACUCGCGGCGGUGUUACCUCUAUACCAAACAUCAGUGGGUCAUCAAGGAGCCCAUUACUUUCUGACAUGUUCUUCUUAAAUAAGUCAGGAAGAGAAGGAAAACCCGCCACGUAUAGCACCCUUCGUUCUGAGUUGGCUUCCUAACACCUAACAGUUACAUAAUGCCCCAAUUAUAUAACCUAAUGAUGUGUUCCAAGUCAGCUCCUAACCACGACUCAUAGCCAUAUAGAGGCGUGGACAUAAGUGCCGCGUCAAACACCCUCCGCUUCACCACGAACGGCACAUUGUUCAUUGUUUCGUUUGACAAACGCCAAACAUUUUGUAACCUUCACGACUCAUUUUCAUUUUGGUGUUCACCUUAAGGGCGGAGGACGCGGAGAAGUGAAUACUUUAGUUGUCACGGAGCGAUACUUUGUGAACACUGCGCCAGCCACCACUACAGUAACAUGUUACUCUAUCAUAAUGUGCAAUACAUGUAAAUGUAUGCCUGUCCCUGCAAUGUCAUCACCAGGGUUUCCCUUUUCUCUCCGGCAGGACAGCGCGCCCUCCGACCAGCUGUACGAGGAGCUGCUAUCAACAAUUAGUCGCGGGGACCACGUGCAGGAGGUGUCCCGCCUCCUGUGGGGCUCCCCCCUAGAGCCCAGGUGUGGCCGCUCCGCCCUCAGAUUGGCUAUCACCAACGAUCGUGCACGCACCGUCAGCCUGCUGCUGGCAAGCGGCGCCUCACUCUCUGCCAGCCUGCUGCAGGAGGCCUGGUACAGCACCAACGUGACCCCCCCGGUGCUGGCCUCUCUCACCAGUGCCUACUGCUGCCGGCUGCGUGCGGAGCAGCGUCGUCUGGUACAGGUGAGCGGUGUCCUUGUGGAAGGCAUCAGCAAUCUGCUGGAAGACAUUGAGGGGGAUACUCCAUGGCGGACUACAAGGCGAGGGGGCAAUGACACUGACCGAGCGGCUCUCAGCGACCUGCUGGCAAAGGCUGCAGCCGCCAAUUGCCCACUGACUGCAUCAUUCCUACACAGUGCAGGAGCGUGGCCUUUUUUUUGCUCAGGCUCAGGUGUCAGUGCCCUGCACGCCGCGCUGGACGCCGGCCACCAGGACAUGGCCGAAUUGCUAGUCAGGGACCUCGGGGCCUGCCCCUACGUGACGGACUCCGGCGGUCGCCUUCCCGUCCACAUCAUGACCUACAAAGAGCAGCAGCAGCUGGAGCAGAGGCUCUUCGAUGAGGAGCGGGAGAAGCUGAGGGAUCUUGAGCUUCGCCAGAAAGCAGAUCGCGAGAAAGCGGCGGUUCGGACAGCGCUGGACGUACAGAGAGCUCUUUUCAAUCUUUACAAGAAAGGCGAUGUUGAGACUGUGUCUGCAGAUGAUGGCCGCGCCUGUCUGCUGCUGGCUGUGCGCAAAGGUCUGCUACAGCUGACAUAUCUGGUGCUGCGGGAGGGUCGCCACCCACUGGACGAUGUGCUGGACAAAGCAUGCGGCACCAACGCCCUUCAUGAGGCGGCCUCGCACGGCGAGGUCGGCUGUGUGGCGUUGUUGGUGAGCGCCGGCGCCAAACUUCAACAGCGCGACACCUAUGGUCAGACGCCCGGACACCUGGCCGCCAUGUUUGGCCACACAAGCACAUUUGACUUGCUGGCCCGAGAAGCUGUGCAGGACCCUCCUUGUCGCGCGGGCACAACUUCUAAGGAAGUGAUGCGAGGAUUUGAGGCGUAUCUGCAGCUUUAUGAAAAAUAUAACGGUGAGCCUCUGACACCAUCUGAACGUCGUAAUCCAGACAGCGUCACGAGGAAACUUAUGAAGCAGAUAGAGGUUGGGAAGCUGCAGCAGGAAGCUCAACGAGUGGCUGUUGACUUGUCACGAGGCGAGGCACUUCAAAUACAUGAGGUAGUGAUGGCGGAACUGAAAGCCAUCAUGGAUAAGGUGUCAGCCGCGUAUCCCACCUACCACGGCGACCUGAGGCUGGCGGGCAGCUCUCGGGACGGCUCCAAGUUGUGCCCCGACGAGUUUGACGUUAAUAUUGUUGUUCACGAGGACGGCGUGGGAGUAAAUGUUAGUGAGAGAAGGGAGGAAGAAGCCCUGCUGAAGGGCAGGUUAGAGAUAUCUGUAGAGACCAACAACCCACACCUUCAGGGAAAUAAUUUCAUGACCAGUCUGUACGAGGAGGUGCACCGCUGCCUCACUGGCCACACCCUGCUGGAUAAAAGAUUGAGCCUGGUGCCGCCGGGCCUGAUCAGCACGCAGGUUGGCGUGGCGCUCGCCUUGGCCUGGCAGGGAAAAGAAUACCCUCUGCUGCUGGUCGGCGUGGACCUGGUGCCGGUGCUGGAGGUGCCGUGGCCGGAACAAAUCCCCAGACCCUUCCUCACUCCCGCGGACACCACCACCAUACAGCUCAGUAAUGCCGCGGACGCCACAUGGCGCUGCAGCUUUGCCAUGGCAGAGGCAAAGGUGCUGGAGACGUUGAGCCCCGUAGAGCGCCAGGUACAGCUGAUGGGAAAGGUAAUUCUGUCUCUCCUCAAGGCCGAGCCCUGGAUGCCACGUCACAAGAAGAGCUUCUGCACCUGGUUUGACACACGGGAGUGGAAAAUCCCUGUGCCGAGCGGGUUCUGCUUCAAGAACGCAUUCCUGCGGUGGCUGGAGCAUAAGAGGUGUGAGGAAAAGGACCUUGGCAGGCAGCUGAGGACGGGAGGCAAGGAGGAUCUAGCGAGGCAUCGGGGAGAGGGAGGCAAAGAGAAUCCCACCAGGGAGCUUGAGGCGGAGCGGGAAGAAGACCAAGCCAGUUGGGUGGUGGAGGUGUUCAGACUGAUGUGUGCAAACCCAGAGGAAUCACGAGAGCACCUGGCAACUCUGAACAGCCCCGCCUACUUUGGAGGGGACUGUGAGGGCCGCAAACCUGGAGACGGCGCGCCCAUCGUUGUGCAGUGUCUGGAGGAGAACUUAGAAAAUUUGUGGUCAGGCUUGGCUGACCAGCAAGAUCUGAGCCAAGACAGCCAGGAAGCGAUGAGGAACAUAAUGUUGGGGCUAGACCUCUGGAUACUGAUGAUGCAGCUCCACGGUGACGAUCAGCAGUAAUUCAUACCACCCUCUGUAAACUACUUACCCCCCUUCCCUCAACACAAAAGCACACAGGUAGAUAGAUGAUAGAUAGAUUGUUUAUAAGCAGUGCAAUGAUUGCAUAUUACUUGUUACUUAUUUUCCUAUUACCUAAUUACAUUUAUGAAUGACACGUUGUCAAUCAUUCCAGUGGCACGUGCAGUCCAACAUGAUGAUAACACUAACAUUUUAUUGAUUAUCGUGCACACCUAACCUGCUGCAAACAUUUGUAUUUGAUAUCAUGUUGCUACGUGUUGACAAGUAAACAGACAGAAUAUCAAGUAUUUCUUGACAUGUUUCACCCAUUGACAGCUUAUCAGAAAACACCUGUUCCAUUGUCACAAGCCCGUGAUUGUCUCCAAUGUGUUGAGUCACUGGGUAGUCCUGGAGGACAUGUCUCUCUGUCUCUCUGUUUGAAUAAAUAACCUUUUAUUCACAUAACAUUUAAUUUAUAGUAGAUAAGUGACCACGAC
Messenger RNA from Portunus trituberculatus (swimming crab), 4277 nucleotides. RefSeq lists its product as uncharacterized. The record is from RefSeq and is a predicted model, not a curated record. Gene Ontology annotation, molecular function: protein binding. NCBI's taxonomy places the organism in Eukaryota, Metazoa, Arthropoda, Malacostraca, Decapoda, Portunidae.